GGAAGUUUACAUCCAACUGUUAAAUAAAAUCAACACAAGUGAUUCAUUUUGUCAUUAGGAAAUUUUUUAAAAUCUUGAGAAAUCUAUAAUUUAAGUCUUUUAAAAUUAAUUAUAUUAAUUUUAAAGCGCUUAAAUCUUCAGAGACGUCAUGGGGCUUUUUGGGAAAACACAACAAACUUCUCCAAAAGAAUUGGUUGGUAUUAAAAUUAUUAAGAGUCGGUUGGCAGUGGUAGGAAAACCUUAAUGUCUUAAAUAACUUAGCCAGCAAUAGGGUCCAAAUAGCGUCAAUGCGUUUCCGGUUCCAUUUUUACUAAAUGCUAUUUGUAGAUACUUUGUCAAAUAUUUAAACAUUUUGUAAAAAUAAACCAAUGGCAUAGUUGAAUAGAGCUAAUUUUUUACAGAAUUAUAACACCCAAAUCAUAUUUUUAGCUAUUGUAGUUUUAAAGUUACCUAGCGAAACUUUUGACUUUGGCCUGCGUACACCGCGGCGGUGUACCUAGCUAAAUCAUGGUCUGUGGCCUGCGUACACCGCAGCGAUUUAAAGUAGCAAAACUAUGGUCUUUGCGAGUCUUUAACUUUUUGGCCUAUCCGGUAUUUGAAGAUUUAAUGUUAUACUCUUGUUAAAACUGAAAACUAUUUAUUUAAAAUUCAUUUAUUACCUUGGGAAGAUAUUGAGUAAGUUCCAUGCUUAUAUGGCAAAGUACUUGUAAAGCAUUUCUUAUUAAUUUUGGAAGGGAGGGGGGCUGGGGGUGUAAUGUUAAACCAUGAUUUAUUUUUAAAGUUAACCACUUUAUUCCCCCCUCCCCCAAUAUAUUGAAAUACAAAUAUAUUUAUUAAUUGUUGUAAGUUUUAUCAUAUGAUUUUGAAUCUUAAUAGGCAUAAAAAGGGUAGCCAAUUUGAAAUUAUUCUCUCAUGCCCCCCCACCCAGUUGUUUUUUUUGGGGGGCAAGGGGCAUUAUAAAUAUAACAUUGUAUGUUAUCCCUUGGGCGUGGUGUAAAAAUGAAUGGGAUGCCAGUGAAUCUAUUUUGUUAGCACCGAUAUAUAAUUGCGCCACAAAUACACUACGGGAAGAGAAUCACAUACUCAUACAUUAAUCAUGAAGUCGUGAAGUUAAAGUUGUCCGAGGCAUUGUCAUUGUGAUACCAAGCGUGUGUCAACACAAAACAGCAGUAAGAUGAUAAAUACAAAACAUUGUUAAAAGUCUUUUAACAAUAAUUAAAUAUCAUUGAUUUAGCUUUACAUUGGCAUUACACAUUAGUAAAAAAUGCUGGCCGGGGGGGGGGGGGUAUACAAAAGGUAUUUUUGUUGUGCGGACGUCCUUUGUGGACAACCCUUAUCCAGAGCCGUGAUUUGUGAAUGCCCCCUUUUUGGUUAAGCCUCUGCCCAUAACUCACCACCACCCCCACCCCCCGACAAGGAUCAAUUUCUUAACAAUAAAAAAAAACAAAACAACAAAUACAAAAACUUUGACAUAGCGCAAAUCCUGUCCCAAGCCCAUUGUGCAAUGGUUUCUGUGAGAAAACGUCGUGUUUUACCCUGAGAAUAGCACAUGCCAUGCCAUUCUGGAAACACAUUCCAUCAUGAAAAGGGUAAAUGCAGACCUAUGGCUUUGCUAUACAGUUUGCUACCGCUCCGCAAGUUUCUAAAAUCGAGGUGUUUUCAAAAGAUUUGCUGUGAGACUGAGUGUUGUCAAUGAACCUUUGAUAUCGUAUGUACAUUUUGCCAAUGCAUAAGGCAUAGUGAAAGCAAGAUGGUUCAAGAUUGAAAUACGACAAUGCACAUUAAUGACAUUAAUAUUCAUAUGGUAUGAAUAUUAUUCAUACUGGUAUUUUCUUUGGGUGUUCGUAAAAGUAAAAUGUAAAUAUUCAACUACAUGAAGAAUGUUGAAAUACAAUAUAAUAUCACUUAGUCACUUAGUAUUCAUAAUGUUUCUCUUAUACAUGUUACAUACACUAUACAUGCGCUUUCAGAAAUUUUAAGUUUGUUUUCAAAUGUCUAAAGUCUUAUUAUUAAAUUUACUGGUAUUUUCAAAGUCAAAGGCCGGCACAACUUGUUGAAACACUUAUAUACAUAUAUAUUGUGUAUUUAAUAUAAUAUUUAAACAUAUAUUUAAAUUGUUACAAAAUAUUUUAAAACUAAAAUGGGAGGGGAAAAAACUCGGCAAUCCUCCGAAGUCCGGUCCCAAAUUAUUUCCAAUGAUUAAUCCUUACUUAAAAGUCUUGGGCAUCAUUCUGUUUUGAAACUCAUGUUUGCGUUAGUGGACGAUGUUGGAUGGAGGCUGUCGGCCGUCGAGAUGCACAUCACUGAAGACUCGAGCGUAUUAUAUUAUUACUAAUCAUGUGUUACCAGGAACAACUACCGCCAUGGACGAUGGGCGAGGAUAUCAAAAUGUCAGUCAGCUCAACAACGGGAUUUAUGCUCACGCUGUCACUGUGCACGCGCAUGAAUUUGUUGACACAGUAGACAGUAGACCAGGUCAUUCAAACAGAGACUAUUGAAGGACUUUGGAUGUAAACAAAACGUACACUCCUCUAUCAGAGUGGUAGGGCCCACUAGUCACAAUCUGUUUGCCAGCUACUUGGGGGCCUUUCAGUGGCGCAACAGUCACCAGCAGAACAUUUUCGGCCGGUAUUUGCAAAUGCUAUGUCCCAAUGACAACAUUUAGUAUUUACUGACUGGUUUGUAAAGUGACAGUUAUUUGCAAAAGCUAUGACUGACGUUUCUGCUGUUUUCUAACAAUAGACACUGUGCAUUGCAGUUUUUUCACAUGAAAUAAUUUGGGACCGGACUUCGGAGGAUUGCCAAAAACUCGAUCCCCUACUGGGAAUGAUCUCAAACUAUAUUAUAGCUGAGCGUCCACUCUACCACUUGACCACACAAGAUCUUCUCUAUCAAGCAUAUCUUAAAACCAGGCCAAUGGCACAUUUUUGCCACGGUGUACCCAGGCCAAAGCCCACGAUUUCACUAGGUACACCGCCGCGGUUUACGCAGGCCAAAGCCGAUGGUUUCGCUAGGUACACCGCCGCGGUGUACGCAUCCACUUCGAUUUUUAAAGUACGACUUGGUUUGUUCUUUUUUAACAUGGACUGCAUCUCCACAUUCUGUGACCUCAUUCCGCUGAUCGCGUCAUGCGCAAUGACAUUAUAGUUUAUAUAAGGCAACGCAUUCCUUAUCACUAAAAUACUGUUUAUGGUCGACUUAUUUUAAACUUUCAACUUUGGCACAUGAAUAAUUAAUUAAAGCUUUCCCUGACCAAUGGUUUAAUAGUUUUUGCACACGGCAAACUCUCAUGAAUGAAACUCUGAGAUAGUACUACGAUUGUUACAGAGAGCUUGUUUACACAAUAUUUCUCGUACGUGCCCUCUGAUUGACCCCGCAUGAGACGCUGUGUUCACAAAGGGGUGUGGCUUAGGUCUUUGAUGUAUUUCUUGUUUACACCGCCAGCCACUGAAAAUAAUUAAUCUGUUCCAAAUAGUAUUUGGUAGAAUGAUUGGGAUUUUUCUCGAAAUGUCUCAAAGGCAGGGCUUGGGCGUCGGUAGACCCACCUAUAUAAGGGAUUGACAGGCACGGACGACGGACGGAGAUUUCAUAUAGAUUCUCUUAACAUUACGAGGCGUGUUUUAUUGUGUAUUUGUGUGCUCCUACUUAUAUGUGUUUAUUUCGCAUUAUUUAUUGGCAUCAUUAUUUCUAAUUGUAUUAACUGUGUACCAGUACGACAUCUGCCAUACUGUAAGUUGAAGAUUGUAAUUUUAUUUUAUUUUAUUUUGUAAUUAUCUUAAGACAUAAUAAAUCGUAAUUAAUUGUGACUAGAAACUGUUUUGGGUCGUAUCCUUAAUAUUGUUGAUUAUAUGGUAUCGUCCUUUGUUAGGCACUGUUUACAACGAGCCAAUUAAAAUUAAAAUAGGAGAUUAAUUUCUCCCAAUACAAGUCAGUGCGUAACAAAUUGGGCUGCUCGUCCGCGAUAAUACUAAAUUCAUACUACUAUUAUUAUUUCUCAUAUUAGACUCCAAUUUUAACAAAUUGUGGGCUUUUCCGAGGAUAAUUUUAAUCCAUAAUUUUUAUUACACCAAUAAUAAAUUGAGUGUUUUUCUGUGGAUUUUGACCCACUGUUUACUUUUAUAUACUCAGAUUAAUUUUGAGUACACGAUACCAUUUUACGACACCAACAACAGAGCUGGUUACAAUUUUUUUCAUUAGUGUGUGCACUAAGCUUAAAUUUUUAUAAAAAUCAUUGUUAUAUUUUGCCUGUGUCAAAAUGGAUUUUGAUAUUGAAAACCCAUCAGUAGAGGCAUUAGACAAAUGUUCUAGGAAGGAGCUAUUUUCCAUUGCUAAAGCUCUAGAAAUAAAUGUAGCUCAUUCGGCCGUAAAAAAGACCAUACGAGACAUGAUCAUCGUUCACUUUGUGGAUGAAGACAUGUUAUCUGAAGAUGAACUUGCCUCAGUCACACAACCGACUGAUCCAAGUAUGGAGCUCCAACUAAAGCUCAAACAAAUGGAACUAGAUGCCCAGAGAGAAAAAGAACGUGAGCUUAAACAGCUGGAGCUAGAUAAAGAACGUGAGCUUAAACAGCUGGAGUUGGAAGCACAGAAAGAGCUACAAAUCAAAUUAAAAGAAAUGGAAAUAACAGCCAAUUUGGGAGCAAUGGAAAAUAGACUCACGGCUCCAGCCGGUCAAGGUUGCGAUGCAAUUAAAUUUGCAAAAGUAAUCCCUAAAUUUUCAGAAAAAGAGGUUGACCAAUAUUUUGCGCAGUUUGAGAUAACUGCCCAAAAUUUUAAAAUUCCUGAAACUAUGUGGUCCACCUUACUUCAACCAGCCUUGACCGGAAGGGCAUCUGAAGUCUUUGUGUCCCUGAAUGCGGAACAGCGCGGGGACUAUAACCUAGUAAAAUCAUUAAUACUUAAGGCUUAUGAAUGUGUCCCCGAAGCAUACCGUAAAAAGUUUAGGGAACUGUGGAAACGUGAUGGCCAGACUCAUGUUGAGUUCCUCCGGGAAAAGGAACGGCUCCUGGACAAGUGGCUGCACGCAACCAACACCGAGACAGACUUCAAGAAAUUCAAGAACCUCAUUCUGAUGGAGGAGUUCAAGAACUGUGUUCGUACUGAGGUGCGAAUACAUAUUGCAGACCGUGGCGAAGGUGACGCACAUACGGCAGCAGUGUUAGCCGACGACUUCACCAUCUCACAUCAACUUUCCAAGAAUCCAUCUGACACCAAAAAUGACAGGCACAAUAAGACAGCUGUAUCAACUUACAGUAAACCUCCACAAAAACCAUUCAAGCCCGGUACGAAAGAAACAAGUGCCAAGGACACAUGUGCCUACUGUAAAAAAGAAGGACAUACGAGGGAUGAUUGCUGGAAACUCAAGAAGAAAACUGAGAAGACCACACAUCCUGGUACACAACACAAAGUCUCCGCUUGUACGUCUCGUUAUACAUCUGGAAACACAUUUUCAAAAUUCAAGAGUUUUUGCUCUCCAGAUGUCCAUACAAACUUCAAAGAGGUUUGUCACGACUCAUCAAAGAGUUUCAAAAGGAACAAUAAGGCUAGUUUUACUGACUCCAGCCAAGUUCCUGCUUCGACUGCGAGUUUUAUGAGCUUGUCGCCAAGAUCCUUUUGCUCCAAGAAGAGGUCUACCUCCAGAGGGCGUUUUACUGAGGACUUGUGUGCAAGUUUUGACGACUCUACCCAGAGUUUUACUUCCUCUACCCUAGCCGAAUGUUCUCAAGACUCCAACAAGAGUUUACCUACCAAGGUCCAAAAUUCUACAUCAGAAACUACUGAUGUCAUACAAGACUUCAUGCCUUUCAUAUCGGAAGGAUUCGUAUCACUGCCAGGUGAUUUUUCCAGUCUACAACCAAUCAAAAUCUUACGAGAUACAGGUGCUUCACAGUCCUUACUACUUGAGGGUAUACUUCCCUUAUCUGAAUCUACUGCUACUGGGAGCAACAUCCUGUUACGAGGUGUAGAGCUUGGAUGCAUAGAUGUACCUUUACAUCUCAUCAACCUAAAAUCAGACUUAGUCUCAGGACCUGUGGUUGUGGGUGUCCGACCAACAUUACCAUUGGACGGCAUCUCGUUGCUGCUAGGCAAUGACUUAGCUGGUGGGAAGGUGAUAGCCGAGCCCAUCGUUACUCAUGAACCUUGUUUAAAUGAAAAUCAGGAAGAAGAUCAAGAAUUGUAUCCAGCAUGUGCUGUGACAAGGGCCAUGAGUUCCAAGAUCUCCCCAAAAGAGAUUUCACAAAAAGGCAAUAAAAUUCUUCCUGAAAUUGACCUGGGAAAAACAUUUUUUGCAAGUCUUAAUGAAGAGGCUAGUGAUUACAAGACUCCAACUCGAAUGCAACUUAUUGAAGAACAGAAGAGUGAUCCAGAAAUAGUCAAACUUCGAGAGAACGCUUUGACCCAAGAAGAAUCUGAACAAUUCCCUAUAUGUUAUUACCUUCAAGAUGACAUACUUUUGAGAAAAUGGCGACCUCCAGACGCAAAUGCUGACGAAGAAUGGAGGAUAGUUCAUCAAAUAGUAGUUCCUACACCAUUCCGGAACGAAGUCCUGAACUUAGCCCAUGACUCACCACUUUCAGGGCAUUUGGGAGUAAAGAAGACAUAUCACAAAAUCACAUCGCACUUCUUUUGGCCCAAAAUCAAGAAAGAUGUGGUUGAAUACUGCAGAUCAUGUCAUACUUGUCAGGUUGUAGGGAAACCAAAUCAGAAGAUACCAGCAGCUCCUCUUCAACCCAUUCCAGCAUUCGAAGAACCUUUCAGUCGCGUUAUUAUAGACUGCGUUGGACCUCUGCCAAAGACAAAAUCAGGUCACCAAUACUUGCUGACAAUCAUGUGUGCGUCAACAAGAUUCCCAGAAGCUAUUCCUCUUCGCAAUAUCAAGACUCCGAACAUCGUCAAAGCCUUGACGAAGUUUUUUACAUUGUUUGGUCUUCCGAAGUCUGUACAGUCUGACCAAGGAACCAACUUCAAGGCUGGAAUAUUCAAACAAGUGAUGAACCAGUUGGGCAUAGAACACUGCUUGUCGAGUGCAUAUCAUCCUGAGUCACAGGGAGCACUUGAGCGAUUCCAUCAGACGUUGAAGAACAUGAUGAGAACCUACUGCCUAGAACAAGAGAAAGACUGGGAUGAAGGCAUCAACAUGCUACUGUUCGCCGCAAGAGAAGCAGUUCAAGAAUCACUUGGAUUCAGCCCCUUCGAACUGGUGUUUGGCCACACGGUUCGCGGUCCCCUUAAACUUUUAAAAGACACGUGGAUGUCAUCGGCACCCACGGAAGGACUUCUUGACUAUGUCCAAAAAUUUAAAACUAAACUUUUUAAUGCCGUUAAUUUGGCUAAAACACAUUUAAAAGAUUCACAAUCUAAAAUGAAAGUUUGGUAUGACAAAAAGUCAAAAUUCAGACAGUUUGCUUCAGGGGACAAAGUGCUUGUGCUUUUGCCGAUACCAGGGCAAGCACUACAAGCUAGAUAUUUUGGUCCUUAUGUUGUUGAGUCCAAAAUCAAUGAUUUGAAUUACAUUGUGUUAACACCAGAUCGUAGAAGAAAGAAACAGUUAUGUCACAUUAACAUGUUAAAAGAAUAUUUUGAUAGAAAAUGUGAUGAUCAUUGUCCAUCCUCAGAAACAAAUGUUAACACAAUCUCAACUGUAACUUCAGUACUUAAAGAAAAUGUUACUGAAACCUUUGAUAGUGUCCCAGAAAAAGUUGGUAAUUAUAAACUUAAAAAUUCAGAAAUAUUGGCCAACUUUGAUAAGAAACUAGGACAUUUGUCAUUGUCAGAGAAGGAUGUUGUUAAGUCUGUUAUUGCAGAUUUUGUUUUACUCUUCCCUGAUGUACCUAAUAAAACCAACAUUGCUGUACAUGAUGUUGACAUUGGCAAUGCAGUUCCGGUCAAGCAACACCCCUAUAGGGUCAAUCCGGAAAAACUUGAAAUAAUCCGGUCUGAAAUAAAAUACAUGCUUGAAAAUGAUAUAAUUGAACCAAGCUCUAGUAACUGGAGUUCACCAUGUAUUUUAGUCCCAAAGCCUGACAAAAGUUACAGGUUUUGUACUGACUUCAGGAAAGUGAAUGCAUUCACAAAGACUGAUUCCUUUCCGAUUCCAAGGAUAGACGAUCUUAUAGAUCGAAUAGGUGAUGCCAAAUAUGUAACCAAGAUAGACUUACUAUCAGGUUAUUGGCAGGUUCCUCUAUCUGACAGAGCAAAAGAAAUCUCUGCUUUUUGUACUCCAGAUGGUUUAUAUCAAUAUAAAGUAAUGCCGUUUGGAAUGAAAAAUGCCCCAGCUACAUUCCAACGUCUUGUAAAUAACAUUAUUGCUGACCAGGAAAAUUGCAGCGCCUAUAUUGAUGAUGUAAUUAUUUACAGUCAAGAUUUUUCAACUCAUGUAAACCAAUUAAGAUCUCUGUUUAAAAAAUUUUUGCAGGCAAAUGUAACUGUAAAUUUAAAUAAAUGUGAAUUUUGUCAUGCAACUGUGGAAUAUUUAGGUCACAUAGUGGGUCAAGGUCAUGUAAAGCCUGUUCAAGCUAAGAUAAAUGCUAUUGUAUCACUUCCACCACCCACUACUAGAAAACAGUUAAUGAGAUUUUUGGGAAUGGCAGGUUAUUAUAGAAAAUUUUGCAAAAAUUUCUCAGUUAUUGCUUCUCCUUUAAGUAAUAUGUUAAAGAAAAAUGCAAAAUUUCAUUGGUCAGAUGCUUGUCAGGAAGCAUUCGAAAACAUUAAAAAUAUACUUGCUAAUGCUCCUGUUCUCAUUGCACCAGACUUUAACAAACAGUUUAAAUUAGCUGUAGAUGCCAGUGAUGUUGGCAUUGGUGCAGUUCUUUUUCAAGAAGAUGACCACAAUGUAGAUCAUCCUGUCUCUUAUUUCUCAAAGAAAUUCAACUCACAUCAGAAAAACUAUUCCACUGUAGAAAAGGAAUGUUUAGGUUUAAUUCUUGCUCUCCAACAAUUUGAUUUUUAUGUCAGUUGUUCUUUACAUUCAGUACUUGUUUUUACUGAUCACAAUCCUUUAACAUUUUUGAAUAAGAUGGUCUCCAAAAAUCAAAGAUUGUUAAGAUGGAGCCUAUUUUUACAAGAAUAUAAUUUGGACAUCAAACAUAUUAAAGGCAAAGACAAUGUCAUUGCAGAUACUUUGUCCAGAAAUUAAUUUUCACUUAUGUUAUUGUUUAUAAGCUGUUAAGAAGUUUUUUGUCUAAUAUUUUGAGAGUAAGAAAUGUACUUUCUUCAAUUUUAAUGGAAAAAGAAUUCCAUUUUUGAACAAUGAAAUUUUUUUCUUUUAAGAGGGGAGGUGUUAUAGAGAGCUUGUUUACAUCAUAUUUCUCGUGCGUGCCCUCUGAUUGACCCCGCAUGAGACGCUGUGUUCACAAAGGGGUGUGGCUUAGGUCUUUGAUGUAUUUCUUGUUUACACCGCCAGCCACUGAAAAUAAUUAAUCUGUUCCAAAUAGUAUUUGGUAGAAUGAUUGGGAUUUUUCUCGAAAUGUCUCAAAGGCAGGGCUUGGGCGUCGGUAGACCCACCUAUAUAAGGGAUUGACAGGCACGGACGACGGACGGAGAUUUCAUAUAGAUUCUCUUAACAUUACGAGGCGUGUUUUAUUGUGUAUUUGUGUGCUCCUACUUAUAUGUGUUUAUUUCGCAUUAUUUAUUGGCAUCAUUAUUUCUAAUUGUAUUAACUGUGUACCAGUACGACAUCUGCCAUACUGUAAGUUGAAGAUUGUAAUUUUAUUUUAUUUUAUUUUGUAAUUAUCUUAAGACAUAAUAAAUCGUAAUUAAUUGUGACUAGAAACUGUUUUGGGUCGUAUCCUUAAUAUUGUUGAUUAUAUGGUAUCGUCCUUUGUUAGGCACUGUUUACAACCAGCCAAUUAAAAUUAAAAUAGGAGAUUAAUUUCUCCCAAUACAAGUCAGUGCGUAACAACGAUAUAGCCGUUAUGCUAGUGGCUGUGAAUGGUUGCCAAUGACAACGUGUUACACAGGGAAAAUUCUGAUCAUUUAUAAUAUGGACUUUACAGGGUUUUUAAAGCUCAAAUUAAAACAUUCCAGUUUAAAUGUCUUCAAAAUGCAUUCUGAAACACAAAAUAUAAAAUAUUUUGAUGUAUAUAGUGGUAAUAAUUAAAUAUUUCCUAAGUAUCGGCAACUUUCGCCAUUAAAAAAGGAGGCGUGGCCUACGCCAUGUCGAAAUUAGGCUGAGCCACCUCAUGGUGAUAUGGGUCACUGGGAGAAGCGUAACGAAUGUGGGACACGACCUACAUCAAUGAAACUUGGCACAGAUAUAGAUCAAUAUCUAAUGCUUAUACAGAUUUAAUAAAAAAGGGCCUUAUCUUAUUAUUUCACAAAAAAUUUUGUAUGCGAAGAUGCCUUAUAUAUACCAAAGAUUUUGAAAAUAAAGGUCGAUUGAAAAAAGCAAAAUAGCUGGCUAGAAAUGUAGGCCAAGAUGUCUUCCAAAUUAUAAGGCCGGAAACGGAACUCAAAUAUAUGUCGAAAUAACUAAUUUAAUAAUAAAUAGACACACACAUCGAAAAAUUAAAAACUCAGAUUUUUCGGCGCCGACGCCCAUUUCCGAUACACAAAAAGUAGUAGUCUCCCUUGUUUCAUCGAAGUAUCUACUAUUUGGAUGUCAUUUGUGGUAGUUUAUUUUGGUUAAACUGAAGAAGUAAGUUUACAAACAUAAUAAUAAUAGUCCAUUCAAUUAUCUUUCAUUUGAUACCAAAUUUUGUCUCACAACAAACCCUUCAAUAAUUUUUAAUUAUUUUUUAAUAAACCCAAACUCUAACUUCUCGGACCCGGGUCCGAAUAGCUGCAGCCUUUACUGAAUGGGUACUGACUGUCAAUAUUCCGAACUAAUUGGGACCUGGGGUAUUUUUGAAAUCCAAAGUUUUCUAAAAAUAGUACACUCCCAUGGAAAGUAUGCAUUAACAAAAUUAUGCACAUAAUAUACUUUAUAUUUAUAUAGGCAUGGUGCAUUAUUGUACGGUGUAUACCUACUGCCGAUUUCAGCUGAUUGAUAUCAAAGCCGAUAAGGAAUAGUUUUUAACUGUGUAAAGAUGUCAUUUCCAAAAAUAGGCCUAUAUGACUGAUGUUUAUAAAAAAAUCUGAGGUCACUUGAUCUCUGCAAGUGUAUUCUGCAAUAUACUAUAUUGUUACCAGUGCAGCUUGCACUUUAUUCCCCCGAAUUUAAGUCUUAAAAUAAGUUUGCGUCCGAGAAGAGGCAUGCAGCGAAAUGGUAAUAUUUUUAAAAAAUCAUACCCGAGUGUGGCUUAUAAUCAGGACCAACCUAUACUAGGAACAAUAUGUUCAAUAAAUUAACAAGUCUGAAGAUCGCUUAUCCCAGUCUACUGCAUCUACAGUAGAUACGGGGCCGGAAUCAUUUACAGGUGUUUGUCCACAAAUUUUCUAAGCCAUGCGCAUUGCAUACGAUAAAAAUAAUAAUUAUAAAAGACAAGGGCAGUUCAAAUACUGAAGUUUCUGAUAAGGUGUGUGGAAAUCAACACUUUACUGAACUGAUAAUUAGCUAGUUUGGGAGGGAGCACAAUUUAGGGAGUUUGUUCCUAAAGGCAUUUAUACAAGGUUCGCCACUGUCAAGAAAAGGCUCAUACAAGUUACCACACAGACCAGUUACCACACAUACAAGUUAACUCUUAGAAGACAAUUGAACCUACAGAAAACUUUGCUGAAUGCUUUUUUUUAGUCAUAUGACUGUAACAACUCUAAAGUUUUGGGGGAAAUUUAUUUUAUCCCUUUUAGUAUAUUACGGAAAGUCAUAUUUUUUAAAAAAGUAUUUUUUAAAUAUUUCUUUAUUUUCAUCAAAACUUACAUUUUUUUUCUUUCAGGUAAAUGAAUGGACACACAAAAUAAGGAAAGAAGGCAAUAACAUAGAAAGACAAAUUAGAGGUGAUAUAAAUUUCAAUCUGUUAUACUUCCUAUGAUUUCUUACCCCAUAUGGCUUACACUUACUACAUCUUCACAAUUUUGAUAUUUUGCCAUAUGUUGAACUUUAUAAAAGUAGCACAAUAACUCAGGCAUGUAAGUUGUGUAGCUUAUUGUGUCAAAAUAGUCAUGGGCAUUACUAAAUCAAAAUCAGCCAUGAUAAAGCUGGCUAUUAAUUAGUCUUGAACAAUAUUGAACAGGAUUCUAGUAGAUAAAAAAAAAAUAAAUAAAGGGCAUAAGUUCAUAUAAAUUGAAAUUAGCAACUGUUUAUAACCAUGAAGGCUCACAAAGGUGACAAACCAUCAAUAUAAGGUGACAAACGAACACAAGGAUCCUUUAUUUUGUUUUAUUUGCCUGAGCAUCAGACUCUGGUGAAAAUAUUGGCAUCCGUCCGUUGGUGUGUUCAAGCUUGAAGCCAUUCUUAUGAAACUAGCAACCUGGGCAAGGAAUUUUCUGGAAAAUGUUUCCCAGGCUGCAGAUUCCCCCUCUCUUGAUGCUGUUUAGUCUAUCAUCUGUCAACAUUAAAAACAAAAUUGUAAAAUGUUUUAUUCAUAAUUCAAUGAAUUUAAUAAAAUUUAAGAUGGGUUAUAUUUGUUUUACAAUUAUUUUAUCCUCUUUAUUAAAUUACAUUGUAACUUUGGCUAACUUUCACCUUGAUUAGUAUAUUUUAAUCUUUAUUAAGUGCUAUUUAAAUAUAUAUAUAUAUAUAUAUAUAUAUAUAUAUAUAUAUACAGUGGAACCUCUCAUAACGAGCACCUCUCAUGAGUAAUUCGCAUAACGAGCAAUAAAAAUUGAAGAAGUUGCUCCUUAAUGAGCGACAGUUCGCAUAACGAGUUACGCAGAAAGGGGAAGUCCCUUUUUCCCGACAUUCAUUUGUGAGCCGGGACUUGGGAAUGAGUUACCAAGAAGACCCUCACUUCUGCUUGGAAAAAACUUUGGCCAGAGAGUGUUGUUGAAUGUGAUUUUGAAACAGUAGCUGUGGAGUCUACAGUUAACAAGAUUGUGUAAUUGGCCAAUAUCAUGGGACUUGAGGUGGACAACAACAAUAUUGAAGAUCUUGUGAAAGAGCACAGUCAAGAGUUGACCACCGAAGAGCUUAUGGAGUUGCAUCGUGUUUCACAGCAAGAAAUUAUGGAUGAGAGCUCAUAAUGGAGGAGGAAGUAGCAGAGCAACAAUCUUCUAAGCGCAAUAAGAGAAAUGCUGAAAGCAUGGGAAACUGAUGCAUCGUACAUUGAGAAGCAUCACCCUAAUAAGGAGGUGGCUAUUCGUGCUACAAAUUUAUUCAAUGAUAAUGUUGUGACACAUUUUCAUCAAAUUUUGAAGUGUCUGCAAAAACAAAUGUCUUUAGACAGUUUUCUAGUUGAAAAGGAUUAAUUAUUUGUCAUAAACUCAUAUUUUUAUUUGCGUUUUUUGUUUCAAAUCUAAAUUGUAUUCCAAGUUGUUACACUCCUUAACAAUUCAUAAGUAAUUUUACUUGAAUAAAAGUAAAAGUUAAUAAAAAAUUUUGAAAAAUUAGUAUUUUUUCAGCAUGGAACCCAUUAUCGUAUUUUACAUUGAUUUGUAUGGGAAAAAUUGUUUCGUUUAACGAGUGUUUCGCUUAACAAGUAAGAUUCUGGAACAAAUUAUGCUUGUUAUGAGAGGUUCCACUGUAUAUGGUCAUUAAAGUGAUAAAUCGUAUUUUCAUUCAAUAAUCUAAGUUAUGUAAAUUAAGCAACUCAAUGCAAUUUAAAACAAAUUAAGUAUGGUGGAACCUAGCUAUUAUAUGAAUUUGUAUGUGAGAUGAUCGUGGUAUCGUCUCAAAAAUUUCAUAUGGUACUAAAUUAAUAUGAUUGCUUGGCAUUUUAAGGUAUUCAAAGAGAAGAAGAAAAAACAAAGCGAAUGGUAAGAGAGUCUGCUAAAAAGGGGGACAAAGAUUCCUGUAGGAUUCUUGCAAGGGAAAUUGUGAAAGCAGAUAAACAGAUCAGUAAAUUAUAUGCAUCAAAAGCACAUUUGAACUCUGUACAGAUGAGCAUGAAGCACCAACUUGGUAAGUGGUGUUAUUUUAUUUCCUUACUAAUAAGGCCAGUAAUUUGCAGCCUGUAUUCCAAGAUGGAGUGAUAAGUACCUCUUUGUGCUUCAUGAUAAAAUGGUUGUUUUGUAAGUCUACUGUGUUGGAUAGCGAGCAACCAUCAACAUGAAUUCAGAGACGGUUGAAAAUUUAAAAAAUUUGAUAGGGGAUGCUGGGAUCUACAAAUGUUGGGUAAUUCUUGCACUUCUCUUUUAAGUUUGAUAACAGUACUGUAUCUACUCGUUGAUUAGCUGACUUUUUAAGAAAAAAAUUAUUUCAAAGAAAUAAGGUGUUCGGCUUAUGAGCGGGUCAUAGGAAAUUUGUAUAAGUUUAUUUAGGCACAUUGAAUCUAUGUUAGAAAACAAUGUAGAAAAAAGUAAUUUAUGGAAGUCAAAAUAAAGGUGUAUGCAAAGUUGGGUCACAAGUGCGACUACCGUGGUUUGAGAGUAUCAUAGUACCUACAUUGAAUAAUGAAAUUGUUAUAUUUAGAAUGCAGAGGCCCUUUUUUUUGUUGAAAUGUUAAAAAUGGUUACCAUUUAAACUGGUCAACACCACGAAGCAAGUGUAUGUGCUAUACAUUAUACUUUAUCUUUAUUACUUUUUAAAUGUUUUUACUUACCCAAUAAUUAUUUCUAAAAGUUUGGAUUUCUAGAAACAUUAAUUUUUUUUCUUUACUACCUGGCAUAAUAUUUUUGGGGGUUGGAUUAUGAUUGGGUUAUACUUAUACACUUUUCAGGUUUUUCCCAGCUAAAACUAAAUGAGGUAGGCUUACUUAUGAACAGGUUUAUACUGUAUCUAACAUAUACAAUCCCCCCCCCCCAUUCCCUACAUGUGUGUAAUGGAAAGUGACAAACUUUGCAUUCCUAAAAAUUUGAACACAAGUGCAUUUUGAUACCUCACAUGAGAUGUUGGGUUGUAUGUACAUCUAAAUUGGCCAGCAUUUCAUCUCUUCUAUGCUAAUUACAUGGAAUAAUUAAGCAGACAUAAUUUAAAAAAAAGGAUUGGCUCAUUGUUGUUUUGAUUUUUCACAAUAUGCAUACAAUAAUACUAAUUAUAGCCAUUUCAAUACUAUUCAGCUCUUGUUUACACGCCUGGCUGUUGGCAAAACUACCAUCUCUAGGAAAAAACAAAGGAGCUUGGAAAUCUUUUUAGUAUCUUCAUAUUGAGUGACUAAGUCAGAUAAUUCCUUUUAGUCUGAACUUCAGUCAGAAUUUGUUUGUCUGCCCAAGAGGCGGAUGCUGAAAGUGAGCAAGAGGCAGGCUAUAGAGAAAAUAAAUUUGUUUGAAAAAGUUAAUGUUACCCUGACCUUUUCACAGUGAUAAUAAAUAUAAAACAACAUAAUAUAUGUAGUUUAUCCAAUCAGUUCAUUGCAAUUGUAAACCAUGGCCCAUAGAAGACAAGUUAAUCUGUUACCCUGACCUUUUUACAGUGAGAAUAAAUAUAAAAAAACAAAAUAUUUGUAGUUUAUCCAAUCAGUUGAUUGCAAUUUUUUUGUAAACCAUGGCCCAUGAAACAGUCAGAUUUGAAAAUGACUCUGCGUUCAGGAAUGAAAAACCUCUGCUAAUAAUCCAGGGGAGGAUAUACAUGUUUAAGUAAUAAAUGAAUUAUGUCUUUAUGUGACAACUCAACAUGCCAAUUUAAAAAAAUUAAUAUUUAAAAACAUGCAGCUACUUUGAGGGUCGCAGGGGCAUUGUCGAAGAGUACAGAGGUGAUGCAGAGCAUGCAGCAACUAAUAAAAGUUCCAGAGAUUCAAGCCACAAUGAGAGAGAUGUCAAAAGAAAUGAUGAAGGUACUUAUAUCUCCAAUUUCUUCAAUAAAGAGGCGUUUGCAUUUGUGUAGGAAUCAUUACACUUGCUGUAGGCUGUAGGAAUCAUUACACAAGUGAUUAAUCUAAAACCCAUCUUGACUUACAUUUUUAUAUAUUUAUAUCUGAACUGAAACAAACCCUCUGCUCACUAAUUUAUGCAUUCUUCAGGCUGGCAUUAUUGAAGAGAUGUUAGAUGAUGCCAUGGAAAGUCUAGAUGAUGAAGAUCUUGAUGAUGAGGCUGAUGAGGAAGUUGACAAAGUAUUAUAUGAGAUAACUGCUGGUAAGAGAAUAAUUAUUAUAUAGCUUAGUUGUAAAGGAAAAAGAAACAAAGACCCUUGCCUAAAGAAAAGCAUCCUUCUAAAACUUUCUUUGCCCCCAGGCUAAUUCACCAAUGCGCCUUGUGAUAUAUUCUUUCAGGGUGUCCACCAACUAAACUACCAUACACUUGACUGCAUAAGUUUACUCAUAUUCUUGUGAUGGAAAAAAGCAAAUUUAAAAAAUAAUCUUCUUUUGUUAUAAAAUUGCAAGAGUUAGAAAUCUUGGCUUCCAGGCUCUUGAUAAUUUUAUUAUUGUCAAGUGAGCUUGACAUGAAACUAUCAAAUUUUUUAUUUUUUGAAAAUAAAUAAAAAUGUGAUAUUGAUGAUCCCAUGGUUAAAAAUGAUACUAAAUCGGAUGUAAUAUAAAGUAGUAUUAUGGUACUUGAUGCCCACCAACAAAGUCAUGGUGAUUGCAGUAAGCUUAUAAAAAAUGUACCAGUGUUCAUCUUCAGAUAUUAUAAUUUAAUGUUUAUUCUAGAUACCGGUAUAACCUUAUUUUUUAAUUUAGUCUUGAAAACUCAAUUCUUUUUAUUUUUUGUUCUUAGAAAAAGAAACAAAAUCAGCACAAUAACUUUCGUAUAUUUUUUCUCUGUACAGGUUUCUUUAUGAACAUUUCCAGUUAUAACUAUGUCCCUUUAAUGAGACUGAUAAGAUUAUUACAGCAAGAAAAGAAGAUUGUUACAGCAAGAGUAGAAGAUUAUUUCAGCAAGAGUGGGUUAAGCUGGCAUAGGUUGGACUUUCUGUAGGAAGAACAACAAAAAAUAAAACAGCUUUGUAAUUUACUAAAGCCUGAAUAAGAAAAUGAUAACUCAAGUAAUAUUAAUUUUUUCUUAGGUGAGCUUGGGAAAGCACCAGAUGCUGUUGAAGAUUCUCUGCCAGAAACAGAAGGUGCUAGAGCAGCUCCAUCUAGAGCUGGUCCCUCAAAAGCUGGGGCAUCACGGGUUGCUGCAGCCGCUGUUGCUCUGGAGGAGGAUGAUGAUGAAGACAUUGAUGACAUGAAGGCCAGAUUAGAGGCACUGAGGAGUUGAUAAAUUUAACAAUUCUACAAAUUUGUGACUGGCGCUGAAGGCUCAAAGGGUUUACGUUUGGAAGUUUGUGAUGUCACAAUUGAAGAGAACUGAAAGGGUUUACAGUUGUAAAGUAUAUAUAGUUAUUGUUCAUGAUGGUCUCAGUUUUGCAUAAGUUGAGGUAAAUAUAACUAAAUGCUGUAAUAAAUAAGAAUGUUUGCAGUAUAUUUCAUUUCAGUUAUAUUUGUAGUUAAAAAGAAAAUCUCAUAGAAUGUAAAACUUUCAUUAGUUAUAAGAUAUACCAUAUCAGCACAACAAACAAAAAGCUACAAAAAUAAUUUUUUUUAUCCUAUUUAUUAUUUUUUAAAAGUAAACCGCUAUUCUCCCCUGUAUGAUGCAUUUAGAGGAUAUCUAUUUUUGUCGAAGUUUAAUGCAUAGUAAAGUAUAGCACCCAGCUUUUUUAAAUGGAGAUUGGAAUUAUAUAUAUAUUACUUCACUGCAUUGGUUAUGUUAAGUUUUUUUUAGAAAAACCACAUUAAAAGCUUGCAUUUCAUGAUAUUCUUUGAAUGAAGUUGUAGGCCUAUAGGAACUGCAUGCUUUGACAAUUAAUUGAUUUCUUUCUUUCUGGUGUGUCACAUAAUUUUAUAAAAUUUAUUAGGAAACUGGCCUCAAUGGUAUAUUUAUAGAGAGUAAUAAUUUAAAAUAGUGUUUAGGAUGUCUGUGAUAAGACUUGAUAGUGAGGCAUGCCAAAUCUAAAACAUAAGUUAAUAAUGAUUAAACUACUACGUUUUAACUAAUGUAAAAAUAAGGGCUUCCUGAAUUUAUGUUGGUUUCUUCUUUUAAUUAUAAGAAAAAAUUUAAGUCCCAAAGUACUUUUUCAUUUUAACACAUAUACUACACUAUAUAUGCUUUUCAUCAAAAUAAAUUUUUGUCUUCAAGGUGCAUUAGUGUAUACAUAUCAUUUUAUGUAUCUGUAAAUAGUGUCCUUCAAAAGACCCUGAAAUUAUAUAAUUGGGCCGCCAUGGAGAAGCUUAUGUUAUUCUCAACUUCUCCAAUAAAGAAUGAAUAACUUCAAAUGAACAAAAAAAAAUAAGUUAAGAAAGAACUUUGAGCAAUUGUUUCUAUUAAAAAAAUGUCUUUGUUUUUUUCACGAAUGUAUUUUCCCACUCACGUUUAAGUCAAUAGCUUAUCUUAGUAAUUUGUCAUUUAAUAAUGCCCAUGACCUGACUUUUGAUGGUUACUAAACCUUGUGCAGUAUUAACACAAUUAUUUUUUCCGUUAAUACCAUCUUUGAAAGUUAUAUUGUCUCUAUAAAAUUGCCCAUGUUCCAAAAAGAUCUUAGACUUAGAGCAUUUCAAACAGAUUUGCUUAAAGUUAUUUUAUUAAUAAAUACUAGUACCGGUAACUAAAGCUACAUAUUAGAUUUAAAACGUCUUUUCAAAUACAAGAUCUGAUAUUGCUAAAGAAAAAUCAAAUUCUUCAAUACAAUUAUUUUAAUUACUAACUAUAGUAACAAAAAGUAGUAUUUCAAUCAUAGAUAAAAUUAAAGUCAAAGUAAGUGUCACCUAACUGCACAAUAUUCUAAGCCAAAAAUCCUAUGUUUAUCAUCUUCACCAAUGUCAUAGUUCUUUAAAAGUUUAUAUUUUAAAAAAGAAUUUGAUACUUAUGAUGCAUUUUUUGCAAAGUGAAUCAUUCCUAAUUAAUGUUUUUAAUCAUUCAAGGCCAGUAGUAAGAACAUCAGUUAUCAUUUUCUCCUUUUUUCUCAAGCUAGGCAGUGGAGUCAGAGAAAACUAUAAAUACUUGGGAUAUGAUUAUUUAUCCAUUGGUUAAACAUUUUUUAAAAUUAAAUUAUCUUGUUUGGAAAGGGUGGACAAUUGCAAUAUGUUGUAAGAAAUUUUGUUUUCUAAUUCAAAUAUGAAAUGAUUAUUUUUUUCAAAACUAUGUGAAAAAUAGUAUUAACAGUAUUUUAAAUUCAUUUUGGGAACAAGAUCAUGUAGUAGUAAUCUGAAUAUAAUUUGAUUGUGGCAUGAUUCCUGAAAUUUUAAAUUAAUAAUCAUCAAAGAACAUAAGCCAAGGGCUUGGCAGGGUUAUUAGACUAGAUCAGUUGCAGGUAAAUAGUGUCGGCUUUAUAAGCUGUAAAAAUCUCCACACUAUUAGCAGAGAAUCAAGGCUUCUGUGAGACGGUGUUGAGGGCAUCACAGUUGCAUUGGUGGGGGCAAGUAGCAUAAAAAUAUUCUAAGAUUCAAGACCAGAUUCAAGGGUAGGUAGACUCAUGACAGCCCAUAGUCAUGUGCCCCUUGAUCAACAACUUAGCCAUUACCAUUAUGACAGAUCAUCAAGGUUUUUACACUCAUCAUAUGCUCUCAUCAUGUGCUCUCAUUGUGGGCUUCAUCCUAUGCUCUCAUCAUGUGCUCUCAUCAUGUACUGUCAGUGUGUGCUCUCAUCAUGUGUUCUCAUUGUGUGCUUUCAAUAUGUGCUCUCAGCAUUUGCACUCAUGGUGUGCUCUCAUCAUGUGCUCUCAGGAUGUAUUUGCCAUCAUUUUUAAGUAAUCUGUUGUAUAAUUUUUAAAAUUAUUUUAUCUGAAAUUUCAUUAUGAUUAGAAAUGUAACAAACAGUGUAGUAAAGAGUGAAAUAUAAAUUCUUUAUCCAAAAUGUCUAUUUAUUAUCAGUGAAGAAUUUGACGAAUUACGGCUGCGCUGAGCUGAGUUAUUUCUAAGAAUGCCUCAAUUUAUAAGUGUAUAUAUAAAGUAUAUAUUUAUUGCGAUAAAAAUUGUUGCACCAAUCUUUGAGCAUUGUUUUUUUAAUGUAAUUUAUUUCUUAGUAAACAAUAAAAAAAAAAGUAAUUAUGCUUGUGUCAUUUUUAUUCAAGUUACUUUUCUUGCUUGAAUUUAAUAAUUUCCAUAUAAACUAUGAAACCAAAUUGAAUAAUAAAUUAAAUGCAUUAAGAAUGAAGUAACAGAUAAGGAAUUGUGUGAUAAAAUUGUACACGCUGUUGAAUAAAUAAUAUAAAUAGUUAAG
Lymnaea stagnalis (great pond snail) is the source of this 20106-nucleotide messenger RNA. The record is from the annotation of a GenBank genome assembly. NCBI's taxonomy places the organism in Eukaryota, Metazoa, Mollusca, Gastropoda, Lymnaeidae.